This is a messenger RNA of Danaus chrysippus (African queen), 393 nucleotides long. NCBI's taxonomy places the organism in Eukaryota, Metazoa, Arthropoda, Insecta, Lepidoptera, Nymphalidae. The record is from the annotation of a GenBank genome assembly.
AUGAUUCUUAAGUCGUGCGUAGUGUUAUGCUGCGUGCUAGUUUGCGUGCUAGGAGAUGAAAAGUAUACGGACAAAUAUGACAACAUCAACUUGCAAGAGAUUUUAGAUAACAAGAGACUCUUACAAGCUUAUGCCAACUGUAUCCUUGAUAAAGGAAAAUGCAGUCCUGAAGGCAAAGAAUUGAAGGAACAUAUCCAAGACGCUUUGGAGACCGGCUGCGAAAAAUGUACCGACAAACAAAUGGAAGGAACCACUACAAUGAUCGACCACUUGGUUAAACAUGAACGAGCUAUCUGGAAAGAGUUGACGGACAAGUUUGACCCUAAAGGAGUCUGGAGGAAGAAGUACGAGGACCGCGCGAGAGAAAAGGGUAUUGUCAUCCCAGAAGAUUAA